This is a messenger RNA of Toxotes jaculatrix (banded archerfish), 1502 nucleotides long. RefSeq lists its product as uncharacterized. Lineage: Eukaryota; Metazoa; Chordata; Actinopteri; Toxotidae. The coding region runs from base 110 to 955 and encodes 281 amino acids. Gene Ontology annotation, cellular component: membrane. The record is from RefSeq and is a predicted model, not a curated record. The transcript is spliced from 8 exons.
AUGCAUCCUGCAGGCUGACACAUGCCUACCUGCCGUCAUGUCAGCAGAUAACAAACCUCCGCCAGCCUCAGUGAAGUCCUACUGAACGAUAGAGAUCUGCUGAGAGGAAAUGAGAGGAUACCGAGGCAUCAAAUACACUCUGUUCAUCUGCUGCUACGUCUUCUGGGUCGUGAGCGCCGUCCUCAUAGCGGUGGGCAUCUAUGCCAAGAUCGCCAAAGAGAAAGAUGUGGUCGACACACUGACAGUUGAUCCAGCUCUGCUGUUGAUUGUCGUCGGCUCAGUGAUGUUCUUCAUCACGUUCCUUGGAUGUUGCGGGGCGCUGCGUAAUACCAUCUGCCUGCUGAAGACGUUUCUGGGGAUCCUGGUGGUCGUCCUGCUCCUGCAGAUCGCUGCUGGAGUCACGGGAUAUUUCUUCACUGACAUGGUGAUGGAGAGGACGGAGAAGCUGAUGCUGAAGGCCAUCGUCCAGUACAGGGGGGACCAGGACCUGGAGAACGCCAUCGACUUCAUCCAGAAGAAGUUUCAGUGCUGUGGAGUAGAGAGCUAUAAGGACUGGUCCAGGAACGUCUACUUUGAGUGUUCCGACAACAACCCCAGUCUGGAGGCCUGUGGAGUUCCCUUCUCCUGCUGCAUUCGCUUGCAGAACCAGACGGUGCUGAACACCAUGUGCGGUUAUGGGAUGCAGCAGUUGCAGGAGCGUUUGGCCGCUCAGGAUAUCUUCACCAUCGGCUGCCUGGAGAAAAUCGUGUGGUGGGCCAAAAACAACCUGCUGCUGGUGGCCGGUCUAACCGGAGGCCUGCUGCUGCUCGAGGUCUGCAUGAUCAGUCUGGCUGCUGCUCAGAUCUCCAGGAUAAAGAAAGUCCAGCGAAAUAAGAAAGAAAAUGCAGUGAGAAGCAAGUCGGAGAGGAAGGACAGCUACUGGUAUCCUGCUUUUACAAAGUUUGACGACGAAUAGAUUCCCCUUCUGAGAGAUCUGCAGCUCGGAAAAAUCUCUGGUGAAUUUCUCUAAUUAGGGAUUUUCUCUUGAUCUGGGUCAGAAACACAAUCUGAAUGUUGAUUGAACGGAGUGAGGCAUCUCUGUUUACACUGUGAAUUUAUAGUUCUGACGUGUUAGUCCUGAAGCUGAGGCUCCUUCAGUCAGUGAAUGUGUUAAGUCUCAGAUUCCUCAGCAGGACGUGGAGCUGUUCGACUACUACCUCAUGUAAAAAGCUCUUUACAUCAGAUUUCUUAGAAAACCAUCGUCAGCACUGAACAGCUCUUUAACUGCACACACUGGUGGCUAAUAAAAUUUCUAGUAUUUGAAAUUCAUUGCUGCGACUGAUCGCUCCUGAGCCACAACAUUAUGUGAAAAGAAUUUUAUAUUCUAAAAAGCUGUUACUUGUAGAUGAAUUAAAAUUCAACACUGACAUUUUCAGUGUUGAAUCGUACAGCAGAUGUAAUGUGCUGAGUAUUUUUAAAUAAAUACGUUCAUUCAUGCAGGUGAGAAUAAAGCUUGAUACAGU